Messenger RNA from Emys orbicularis (European pond turtle), 3573 nucleotides. RefSeq names its product zinc finger MYND-type containing 8 (gene ZMYND8). Lineage: Eukaryota; Metazoa; Chordata; Testudines; Emydidae. Gene Ontology annotation, cellular component: cytoplasm; nucleus. The transcript has 21 exons. Bases 43 to 3573 code for a protein of 1176 amino acids. Gene Ontology annotation, molecular function: transcription corepressor activity; protein binding. Gene Ontology annotation, biological process: regulation of DNA-templated transcription. The record is from RefSeq and is a predicted model, not a curated record.
GCUGAAGAGGAAAUAAAGGCAGAGCAGGAGGUGGUGGAGGGGAUGGAUAUCUCCACUCGAUCCAAAGAUCCUGGCUCUGCCGAACGCACAGCACAAAAGAGGAAGUUUCCCAGCCCUCCACACUCUUCCAAUGGCCACUCCCCCCAAGAUGCAUCUACAAGCCCUAUUAAAAAGAAAAAGAAACCUGGCCUAUUGAACAGUAACAAUAAAGAGCAGUCAGAACUAAGACAUGGUCCGUUUUACUAUAUGAAGCAGCCACUCACCACAGACCCUGUUGAUGUUGUACCACAGGAUGGACGGAAUGAUUUCUAUUGCUGGGUUUGUCAUCGGGAAGGCCAAGUCCUCUGCUGUGAACUCUGUCCUCGGGUUUAUCAUGCUAAGUGUCUGAAACUGACAGCGGAACCAGAGGGUGAUUGGUUUUGCCCAGAAUGUGAGAAAAUUACUGUAGCAGAAUGCAUAGAAACGCAGAGUAAAGCUAUGACAAUGCUCACCAUUGAACAGCUAUCAUACUUGCUCAAGUUUGCACUACAGAAAAUGAAACAGCCAGGGACAGAGCCAUUUCAAAAGCCAGUUUCACUGGAUCAACACCCAGAUUAUGCAGAAUAUAUCUUUCAUCCAAUGGACCUUUGUACAUUAGAAAAGAAUGUUAAAAAGAAAAUGUAUGGUUGCACUGAAGCAUUUUUGGCUGAUGCCAAAUGGAUUUUGCACAAUUGCAUUAUUUACAAUGGGGGAAAUCACAAAUUGACACAAACAGCAAAAGUCAUAAUCAAAAUCUGUGAACAUGAGAUGAAUGAAAUCGAAGUGUGUCCAGAAUGUUAUUUAGCUGCUUGCCAAAAACGAGAGAACUGGUUUUGUGAGCCUUGUAGCAAUCCCCACCCUUUGGUCUGGGCUAAACUCAAAGGCUUUCCAUUCUGGCCUGCUAAAGCACUGAGGGAUAAAGAUGGGCAAGUCGAUGCCCGUUUCUUUGGCCAACACGACAGGGCCUGGGUUCCAAUAAAUAAUUGCUACCUCAUGUCUAAAGAAAUUCCUUUUUCUGUGAAAAAGACUAAAAGCAUCUUCAACAGUGCAAUGCAAGAGAUGGAGGUUUAUGUGGAGAAUAUUCGUAGAAAGUUUGGAGUAUUUAAUUACGCACCUUUCCGGACACCAUAUACUCCCAACAACCAAUACCAAAUGUUGUUAGAUCCUGCAAACCCAGCAGCUGGAACUGCAAAGACAGACAAACAAGAGAAAAUCAAACUGAACUUCGACAUGACAGCAUCACCCAAGAUUCUAAUGAGCAAAUCUAUGCUGAGCAACACUGGUCGAAGGAUUUCCUUGACAGAUAUGCCACGGUCACCAAUGAGUACAAACUCAUCAGUUCACACUGGAUCUGAUGUUGAACAGGAUGCAGAGAAAAAAGCAACCUCCAGUCAUUGUAGUGCAAGUGAAGAGUCCAUGGACUUCAUUGACAAGAGUUCAGCUUCUCCAGCACCAGCAAGGACGGGCCAAACAGGGAGCUUAUCAGGCAGCCCAAAACCUUUCUCUCCUCAAGCCUCAACACCUAUUGCUGCUAAACAAGAAAGAACUUCCACUCCAGGAAGCAUUCUGAACCUUAACCUUGAUCGCAGCAAAGCUGAGAUGGAUCUGAAAGAACUGAGUGAAUCAGUCCAGCAGCAGUCCACACCUGUGCCGCUAAUUUCACCAAAACGUCAGAUUCGCAGCAGGUUCCAGCUUAAUCUUGACAAGACAAUAGAGAGUUGUAAAGCACAGUUAGGAAUCAAUGAAAUCUCUGAAGAUGUUUAUAACGCAGUAGAACAUAGUGACUCUGAGGAUUCUGAAAAAUCAGACACCAGUGACAGUGAAUAUAUCAGUGAUGAUGAACAGAAAUCAAAAAAUGAUCAGGAAGAUGGAGAGGACAAAGAAAGUGGAAAAAGUGACAAAGAGUCAUUGACCAUGAAAAAAAAACCUAAACCCCCAGCUCCAGCUGAAGUCAAAGAGGAACUUAAAAGCACAAGUCCAGGAGUGGAGAAAACAGAUGUCCCUGUCAAAGAAAAGGCUAAUACAGACUCUGAGAAAGACUUUUCUGAAAAGGGAAAAAAUUUGCAGCAUCCUGCAAAAGAAAAACUGAAAGGUAAAGAUGAGACAGACUCUCCAACUGUGCAUCUGGGUCUGGACUCUGAUUCAGAGAGUGAACUUGUCAUCGAUCUAGGGGAAGAUCAUUGUGGGCGUGAGGGACGGAAAAACAAGAAAGAAUCUAAAGAACCACCUCCUAAGCAGGAUGUUGUAGGUAAAGUUCCACCUUCUUCCAGUGCAAGCAGCCAGCCUCCACCUGAAACUCCUGUGCUUACCCGGUCUGCAGCCCAAACUCCACCAGCUGGAGUCACAGCUACUACUAGUGCUACUUCUACUGUCACUGCUCCAGCAGCAGCCACAGGGAGCCCUGUGAAAAAGCAGAGGCCGCUUCUACCUAAGGAAACAGCCCCUGCUGUGCAGCGAGUAGUGUGGAAUUCUUCAAAUAAAUUUCAAACGUCGUCUCAGAAAUGGCACAUGCAAAAGGUACAGAGGCAACAGCAGCAGAGCCAGCAGUCUCAACAGUCGCAACAACCUCAGUCUUCUCAAGGGACAAGAUAUCAGACAAGACAGGCAGUAAAAGCUGUACAGCAAAAAGAGAUCACCCAGAGCACUUCCACAUCAACUAUCACCUUGGUUACAAGUACUCAACCUGUUUCUAUGGUUACCAGUUCUGGAUCUUCAAGUACACUUUCUUCUUCAAUUAAUACAGACUUGCCAAUAGCAACAGCUUCAGCUGAUGUGGCAGCAGAUAUUGCAAAGUACACUAGCAAAAUGAUGGAUGCAAUAAAAGGAACAAUGACUGAAAUAUAUAACGAUCUUUCCAAAAAUACCACUGGAAGUACAAUAGCUGAGAUUCGUCGUUUGAGAAUCGAAAUAGAGAAACUUCAAUGGUUACAUCAACAGGAACUCUCAGAAAUGAAACACAAUCUUGAAUUGACAAUGGCGGAGAUGCGGCAAAGUCUUGAGCAGGAGCGUGAUCGUUUGAUUGCUGAAGUAAAGAAGCAGCUGGAGUUGGAGAAGCAGCAAGCUGUGGAUGAAACCAAGAAGAAGCAGUGGUGUGCCAACUGCAAGAAAGAAGCCAUCUUCUACUGCUGCUGGAAUACCAGCUACUGUGACUACCCCUGCCAGCAAGCUCACUGGCCUGAGCAUAUGAAAUCCUGCACACAGUCAGCUACUGCAACACAACAAGAAACAGAUACAGAAAUUAGCCCAGAAACAUUAAAUAAAUCGUCCCAGCCCAGCUCCAGUACACAGACUCCAUCCACAGAAACAGCCAGCACCCCAAAGGAAAAGGACAGUGCAGCCGAUAAAAACAAAGACUGUGUUACAAUAGCAACAGGUGUGACAAGCAACCAGCCUAUAAAACUGGUCCAGGUACCGCAGACCACCACCUAUAUUCCAACUACUCAACCCACAAUUACCAUUCCUGUAGUGGUAAGUCCUUCUGCUGGGACAGUGGCAAUGAGAACUGGAGUUCAGUAUGUUCAGACCACAAUGCCAGUCCAAGUACGAAGAGUCUAA